AUGCUUCUUCGCGCUUUCUGUUUCCUCUCCCUCCUCUCAACGGCCACAAUUGUCUCCUCGCGGCCUCAAAGUACAGAUGGGUUGUCUAAAGUGGACGCUGCCGAUACCAUCGAGUACCAUCAUGUUGAUGUAAACGCGACCUUGUCCGGCCGACCUGGACAUAGACCUAAGCCAUGCAAGCGAUUAUCCGUCCGUAGAGAAUGGCGCGACUUGAGCAGGCAGAACAGGCUCGGCUAUCUCAGGGCCGUCAAGUGCCUCUUCACCACCGGGGCCUUCAACCAUACUUUACCAGCCAAGUUCAAUCGAUAUGACGAGUUCGUCAUCAGUCAUGUCAGGGGUCAAUUCUUGCCCUGGCAUCGCCAUUUCAGCUAUCUCUAUGAACGAGCUCUCCGGGACGAAUGUGGAUAUCGGGGACCUUUUCCGUACUGGGACUGGACUCGCGACGUCGCGGAUCCCAACAAACCCAUCUCGGAUUCCCCGCUGUUUGAUCCCGUCUUUGGCUUUGGUGGGGACGGAGUCCCCGGAACAUACACUCCACCGAGCGACGACGAUGGUGCUGCCAUCCCCAUCAUAAUCGACGCGUUCAAAGGUUGCGUCGGGACUGGACCAUUCGCUGAUAUCACUCUCCAUGUCGGGCCAAACGUUCGAUUCAGCGACCAUUGCUUGAACCGAAACUUCAUUGAACAGGACAGGCGACCUCACUUCACCCCAGAGUCAGUUGCGGCUAUUCUGGGACAGGCCACCUAUGAUAACUUUUGGAACUCUCUCGAUGGCCUUCCUUUCAAAACGGAAUUUAGGCUUCACGACGCCGGCCAUGGGUAUGUCGGAGGUGACAUGUCGAGCUUCUACAGUAGCCCGAACGAUCCUCUCUUCUAUCCCCACCAUACCGGCCUGGAUCGUCUCUGGUGGAAAUGGCAGAGAGCUGAUCUGCCCAGCAGGCUCUAUCAGAUGGGCGGUCACACCUCCGCAUUCCCUCCCCAUGGUGAGGCUACUUUGGAUCAUGAACUCCUUUUCGCCGACUUCGCCCCAUCGCUCACUGUCCGUGAUGCAAUGGAUCCAAGAAUGGAGCCUUAUUGUUAUACCUACGCAGACUGA
Coprinopsis cinerea okayama7#130 is the source of this 1095-nucleotide messenger RNA. RefSeq lists its product as hypothetical. The coding region runs from base 1 to 1095 and encodes 364 amino acids. Lineage: Eukaryota; Fungi; Basidiomycota; Agaricomycetes; Agaricales; Psathyrellaceae. The transcript is spliced from 5 exons. The record is from RefSeq and is a predicted model, not a curated record. Gene Ontology annotation, molecular function: oxidoreductase activity.